ACAUGGCUGGGCCCCUGGCUGCUGCUGGCCUGUUUCCUGGUGAGCCGGACCAUUACCCAGGAGGUGUCGGAGCACUGUAGCAACAUGAUUGGGAACGGACACCUGGAAGUUCUGCAGCAGCUGAUUGACAGUCAAAUGGAGACCUCGUGCCAAAUUGCCUUUGAGUUCGUAGACCGGGAGCAGCUGAGCGAUCCUGUGUGCUACCUUAAGAAGGCGUUUUUCCUGGUACAAGACAUCAUGGAGGACACCAUGCGGUUCAAGGAUAACACCCCCAACGCCCUUACCAUCGUGCAGCUGCAGGAACUGUCUCUGAGUCUGAAGAGCUGCUUUACCACAGACUAUGGAGAGCAUGACAAGGCCUGUGUCCGAACUUUCUAUGAGACACCCCUCCAGCUAUUGGAGAAGAUCAAGAAUGUCUUUAAUGAAACCAAGAAUCUCCUUACAAAGGACUGGAAUAUUUUCAGCAAGAACUGCAACAACAGCUUUGCUAAAUGCUCCAGCCAAGAUGUGGUGACCAAGCCUGAUUGCAACUGCCUGUACCCCAAAGCCACCCCUAGCAGUGGCCUGGCCUCUGUCUCCCCUCACCAGCCCCUCGCCCCCUCCGUAGCCCCCAUGGCUGGCUUGACCUGGGCUGACUCCAAGGGGACAGAGGGCAACACCCUCUUGCCCAGUGAGCAGCCUCUUCACACGGUGGACCCGGGCAGUGCCAAGCAGCGACCAUCUAGGAGCACCUGCCAGAGCCUUGAGUCACCAGAGACCCCAGGUGUCGAGGACAGCCCCACCAGCGACUCACCACAGCAUCUCCCCUCUGUGGCGUCCACUGUCCCUGAGAUUGAGAGCAUUCUUGAUUCUGCACUGGGUCCUGACUGGGCUCUAGAAGAGGCAUCUGGAGAGGCUCAAGAGGGUCUUGUACCCCAAGGGACGGAGCCCUCUCCCUCUGAGCUGGGAGGGAGCAUCAUCCAAGGAGAGACUGCCAGACCCAGCGACCUCCUCUCAGCAUCUUCUCUGCUCCCGGCAUCAGCAAAGGACCGACGGCCAUCAGAUGUAACUGGCACCGUCUUGCCCAAGGUGGGGCCUGUGAGACCUACUGGCCAGGCCUGGCAUCACACCCCUGGGAAAACAGACCGUUCAUCUGCCCAGCCCAGAGACCGCCAGGAUCCAGACUCUCUCAGGACUUCCUCGUUACACCCCCAAGGCCUCAGCCAGCCCUCCACCCUCUCUGCUCAGCCAAGGCUUUCCAGAAGCCCCUCCUGGGGCAACGUGCUGCCCCUCAUGGAGCUGGAGGGCAAGAGGAGCACCAGGGAUCGGAGGAGCCCUGCAGAGCUGGAAGGAGGACGAGCAAGUGAGCGGGCGGCCAGGCCCCCCACCCAUUUUAACUCGGUUCCUUUGACUGACACAGGCCAUGAGAGGCAGUACGUGGGACCCUCCGACCCCCUGCUCCCAGGGUUUGUCUUCCACCUGCUGGUGCCCAGCAUCAUCCUGGUCUUGCUGGCUGUCGGUGGCCUCCUAUUCUACAGGCGGAGGCGGCGGAGCCAUCAAGAGCCUCAGACAGUGGACUCUUCCAGGGAGCAGCCUGAGGGCAGCCCCCUGACCCAGGAGGAGGACAGACAGAUGGAACUGCCAGUGUAGAGGGAAUUCUAAGACCCCUCACCAUCCUGGACACACUCGUUUGUCACUGUCCCACUGAAAGUGUGGCGCCCAGCCCUGGACACAGUACUCCAGAUGUUGUCCGACCAGCUCAGAGUACAGUGGGACUGUAACCUUCUUAUGUGGACAGUGCUCUUCUACCCUGCUGACCCAGAGUGCCUUAGCUUAACAGCCGCAUCAUACCGUUGUCAUAUGUUGAGCUCGUGGUCGCUAAAACCCCUAGUUCCAUCUCCCAUAAACCUGUGUCACGUCAGACCUUCUCAUCCUGUGUUUGGACAACUUAACUUUUUUAACCCAAGUGCAGGAGUCCAUAUACACCCUUAUUAAGACCACCUUGGUUUCUGUGCAUCACCCAAGCCUAUUGAAAUUGUUUUAAGUUCUAAUUCUGUCAUCUUCAUAGCCCCCCAAUUGUGUCUCCCACACAUCAGUGAGCUGUCCUUGCCCACAUUGUUUACAAAGAUGUGACCCUUAUUAUUCCUCGGCCCUGGUUCCCUAGCCCCAGAUGACCUAUGCCCUCCUGCCCUCCUCCCACUUGGCCACAAUCCGUCCAUCAGGAAGCCUUCCCGAUGGUCUCUGCCACCCUCUUCUUGCUCCUUCAGCUCGUGCCCCACCGGCUGUUUUGUAUUUGGUUAAUACUAUAUUGAUUUGCACUUAUUCGGAUGUUGUUGUUACACAUUUUUAAAAGCUUAUUUUAUAUGUGUAGAUGUACAUUCCACAUCCCUAAGAAGAUUGUAAGCUCCUUGAGGGCAGGAAAUGUCUUUCUCUUUUUUUGAGUGUUUCUUUUUCCAACCCGGGCUCUAGUACAGAGAAGGCUUCUCCAGAGUUGUCACAGAUUCAAUAAAUGCUGACUGACUGGUUUCAGGGAGGGCGUACCCAGUGACCCUGACCAGCUGUCUCUAAGUGACCAGCCUCCUGGCUGACCAAUUAACCAGCUAACUAAUCAACUAACUAAUCAACUUUGAUUGACUGGUUGACCUGUCGACUAACUAACUAGUUGGUAACUAACUAUCUAACUGGUUAGUUGUUGAUUGGUGAGCUGAUGGCCUUACUGAUUUGCUAAUUGGCUGGCUGGCCAACUAGCCAAGCUGUCCCAAUUGGUUUCCUGUCACCUUUGCCAAAUGCAAGCGAGUGCCUUAGGGCCUUCCCAUGUACAGAGUGGCAGGUCUGGGCUCCUCCUGGAGAGAUAGGGGAUCUGACAAAUGCUUGAAACCAGGGAACCUAUUUACUGAAGAGCAAGCCCUAACACAGCUGGAACCCUGGGGUCUGCCUCGUUAGUAGGGUGGGCUAAGAUGGGCGAGUGAAUGAGCUUGGGCCUGGGCAGGGCUAUGAGAAUGACUGGGAAGCAGAGGAGGGAGUCUCUGGGGACUUCAGUGGCUCAGUGCUGUGCCAGCCUUCCCCACCCCUGUGGUCUUGGCCUUCUGCCCCAUCCAUCCCAUCUAUAUGCCCCCUCUUUUCCUGCUUGCCUGUUCUCAGGCCCAUCUCAAGCUUUCCUCUCUCCCGAGAUUUCACUUGGAGAGGAGACCCAGCACAGGAAACCCAGGCCUACGUGGUUCAGUGGGCUCAGCCAUAUGGUGGUCCACAGGCCAGGCACCCUGAGCCUCUGGGGGAUUGAGUGCCAGCCCCCAGAUCGACCUCUGCUCUGAUAAGGGAGGUGACAAAGGGAGACACAGAGCCUGAGAGACUAAGAGAGGAUGCAUAGCCACAGACAUCUCAGACACCAGCACCCUCAAACUCAAGGAACUAAGAGGCAGGGGCCAUAGGCUGCCUUUGCCUUGGUCCGUCUUUCCUCUGGGCCCCUAGCAGGGCUGUGGCCUGACUGUACCUAGCAUGGCUCAGGUCCAGUUUAUGGCUCCCCCUUCUGUCCUCUCCAGAGCAUGGGAAUGGGCUGGGAGCCAGACGCUGUGGUCCUGUCUUCCCUCCUUACCCAUCAUGGGCUGUGCCAGUAGGGCCUAUGGACAUUAGGGAGGGAGACUCCACGGGGUCCAAAGUCAAACUGUUGGAUGUGGUCCAGGGGAUUUCUGCUCUGGGAACAAAGCGUUCUGAGGAUGCUGG
This is a messenger RNA of Tupaia belangeri chinensis (Chinese tree shrew), 3699 nucleotides long. It is a transcript of the gene CSF1, whose product is annotated as colony stimulating factor 1. Gene Ontology annotation, molecular function: growth factor activity; cytokine activity. The record is from RefSeq and is a predicted model, not a curated record. Gene Ontology annotation, biological process: osteoclast differentiation; positive regulation of macrophage differentiation. Gene Ontology annotation, cellular component: membrane. NCBI's taxonomy places the organism in Eukaryota, Metazoa, Chordata, Mammalia, Scandentia, Tupaiidae.